Molecule: messenger RNA, 2499 nt
Organism: Saccharomycodes ludwigii
Lineage: Eukaryota; Fungi; Ascomycota; Saccharomycetes; Saccharomycodales; Saccharomycodaceae
Gene: ERB1
Product: ribosome biogenesis protein ERB1
Exons: 1
Coding region: 1-2499 (832 amino acids)
Biological process (GO): maturation of LSU-rRNA from tricistronic rRNA transcript (SSU-rRNA, 5.8S rRNA, LSU-rRNA); ribosome biogenesis
Cellular component (GO): PeBoW complex; preribosome, large subunit precursor
Molecular function (GO): ribonucleoprotein complex binding; protein binding
Source: RefSeq, a predicted model, not a curated record
AUGUCUGCGAAAAAGUUGAAUCAAAAUACUAAUAACAACAAUAACAGAAAAAGAAGUAAUAAUGACGAAGAAUCGGAACCACAACAUGAAAUAGAUGAAUUCCAAAUGGAUAAUAUCCAAUUAGAUGCUGCAGAAAGUAGCGAUGAAGAGGGGCAAGAAAAUGAGGAUGAAAAUGGCGAAAUCUUAGAUAAUACCGAAGAAGACUUCCAGGAUGCCAGAGAAGAACAAGAAAGAAGUUUCAAUGAAGAAGAAAAAGAAGAUUCAGAUUCAGAUUCAGAUUCAGAUUCAGAUGCUGAAUUUAAUAAAAUUCUGGCCAAAGAAAAUGAAUCAAGUUUUAAUGAAAACUACAGUGACGACAGUACUAGCUCCUCUACCAAUGACGAAAAAUCAAUUACUGAUAAAUUAACCAAUACAAAGUUAAAUAUUAUUCAUGAACCGGCAUCAAUCAAAACUGAAUAUUCGGAUGGUACCCCAAGAUUAUUGAAGCCUGAAAUUGACCCUAUCUAUGAUAGCGAUGAUACCGAUUAUGAACAAAAAACCAACACCAUCGGCAAUAUCCCAUUAUCUGCAUACGAUGAAAUGCCACACAUAGGGUAUGACAUCAACGGUAAAAGAAUUAUGAGGCCAGCCAAAGGGUCUGCACUAGAUCAAUUAUUGGAAAACAUUGAAUUGCCAGAAGGAUGGACCGGGUUAUUAGAUAAAAAUACUGGUGCUAGUUUGAAUCUAAGUGAAGAGGAAUUGGAAUUAAUUAAGAAAAUUGAAAGAAAUGAAAAUACCACUGAUGAGGUAGACCCAUAUCCUAAAUACAUUGACUGGUUUACCAGAGACGAACAGCUUACACCCGUAACUGCUAUCCCUGAGCCCAAAAGAAGAUUUAUUCCUAGUAAAAUCGAAGCUAAGAGAGUUAUGAAAAUUGUCAAGGCCAUUCGUGAAGGCCGUAUUAUCCCACCAAAUAAAUUGAAGGAAUUAAGAGAAGAAGAAAACAAAAAUUAUGAUCUAUGGGAGGGUACUAGCGACGAUGCGAUUGAUGAUCAUAUUAUGAACUUAAGGGCUCCUAAGUUACCACCACCAACGAACGAGGAAAGUUAUAACCCACCAGAAGAAUACUUAAUGACCAAGGAAGAGAUUGAAAACUGGGAAAAAUUAGAACCAAGUGAAAGAGAGAAAAAUUUCGUCCCUCAAAAAUAUGGUUCGUUAAGAAAGGUGCCUGGCUAUACGGAGUCCGUCAGAGAAAGAUUUGAAAGGUCUUUGGAUUUAUACUUGGCUCCCCGUGUCCGUAAAAAUAAAUUGAAUAUUGACCCAGAAUCGCUAAUUCCAGAUUUGCCCUCUCCCAAAGAUUUAAAACCUUUCCCAAUUCGUUGUUCCACUAUCUACAAGGGACACACAGGUAGAAUCAGGACAGUUUCAAUUGAUCCAUCCGGACUAUGGUUAGCCACUGGUUCUGAUGACGGCACUGUUAGAAUUUGGGAAAUUUUGACAGGCAGAGAAGUUUACAGAGUUUCUAUUAUCGACGGUGAUGAGGAAGAGACUGAAGAUCAUAUUGAUGUAGUCGCCUGGAAUCCUGACAAAUCAACUGGUAUAUUAGCUAUUGCGUGCGGUGAACAAAUAACGUUGAUUGUCCCUCCAAUUUUCGGAUUUGAAAUUGAAAACAAUGGUAAAUUAAAAAUUGAAAAUGGGUUUGGCUUUGAUACUUUUGGUAAUGUCAAAAAAGAUGGAAAAUUGAAUGUCAAUGAAGAUGAAGACUUAGAUGACAACAAUGAAAGGACUAAUGGGAAAAAGAAAGCUCCUGUCGCUAAAUGGAACAAACCAACAAUUAAGCAACAGGCUAAGGACAUUUCCAUUACAAUUACAUGCAAUAAGACAGUUAAAAAACUAUCGUGGCACAGAAAGGGUGAUUACUUUGUAACAGUCCAACCAGAAUCCGGCAAUACUUCUGUUUUAAUCCACCAAUUGUCUAAACACAUGUCUCAAUCGCCAUUCAAGAAAUCUAAAGGUAUUAUAAUGGACGCCAAGUUUCAUCCAUUUAGACCACAGCUAUUUGUUUGUUCUCAAAGGUAUAUUAGAAUUUACGAUUUGAGCCAACAAAUCCUAGUGAAAAAGUUGUUGCCAGGCGCUAGAUGGCUAUCAAAAAUUGAUAUCCACCCAAGAGGCGACAAUUUAAUCGCAUCAUCAUUUGACAAAAGAGUUUUGUGGCAUGAUUUGGAUUUAUCCAAUAUUCCAUACAAGACAUUAAGAUAUCACGACAAGGCUGUUAGAGAUGUUGAAUUUCAUAAAAAAUUACCUUUGUUUUGUUCAGCUGCUGAUGAUGGUACAAUCCAUAUCUUCCAUGACACUGUUUAUGAUGAUAUGAUGAAGAAUCCGUUGAUUGUUCCAUUGAAAAAAUUGACGGGACACAAAGUUAUAAAUAGCUUGGGUGUUUUGAAUACAGCUUGGCACCCAAGAGAAGCUUGGUUAUUUUCUGCUGGUGCAGAUCAUACUGCACGUUUAUGGACCAACUAG